Messenger RNA from Dentiscutata erythropus, 180 nucleotides. Lineage: Eukaryota; Fungi; Glomeromycota; Glomeromycetes; Diversisporales; Gigasporaceae. The record is from the annotation of a GenBank genome assembly.
GACAACAUUAUUAAUACACCUGAAGAGUUUUGUCCAUAUAUUCCUUCAUUAAAUACCUUGCAUAGAACGAUUAAUUGUGUUCGUCAAGUAGAUUCAUUACCUCAACCACAACAUAUUACCGAAUUAAAUAUGCCAGAAUCACUUAAAUCUACUUUAAAUGGCAAUUUUGUUUUUAAUUAA